UCGACGCAUAUUCCCAUUCUUUCCACCAACAUGAAGUCAAUUACUCAAAUCGUAGGCGUCUCUGCCGUGCUCCUCGUUCUCUGCUGCCUAAAUUAUUCGGAAGCCGCUAAUACCACCAACACUGCUAGUAGUGACUACUCCGACUCGAAUGACAACCCCAAGCAAGUGUACGUUUCCGAUCUCACCUACUCGGCUACGAGGAAAAUCCGCGUGGCCACCACGACCGCCAGCAGCACCAGCAGCCGGAGUUCCAGGACCACGAACAACAGGAAACUGAACGCCAAGAAGACGCAGGCCCGGGGAAGGAAGGCCAAUCGGGGCCAGGCCAAGCGCUCCGGCAACAGGAAGUCGAACGCCCGCCGGGUCAGGCGUUAAGCUUGUUAUCCAAUCGUUUUUGAAGACAUUGUUUUAUUUUGAGCUCUCUCUAAACACAAAACACUUAAGUUUACCGUCGCAACGGGCGAAUUAAAUUAGAUAAAUACGUAACUUGUA
Messenger RNA from Drosophila biarmipes, 492 nucleotides. RefSeq lists its product as uncharacterized. Bases 31 to 375 code for a protein of 114 amino acids. NCBI's taxonomy places the organism in Eukaryota, Metazoa, Arthropoda, Insecta, Diptera, Drosophilidae. The transcript has a single exon. The record is from RefSeq and is a predicted model, not a curated record.